Cynocephalus volans (Philippine flying lemur) is the source of this 1980-nucleotide messenger RNA. It is a transcript of the gene TSR2, whose product is annotated as TSR2 ribosome maturation factor. The record is from RefSeq and is a predicted model, not a curated record. Bases 1 to 579 code for a protein of 192 amino acids. Lineage: Eukaryota; Metazoa; Chordata; Mammalia; Dermoptera; Cynocephalidae. Gene Ontology annotation, biological process: maturation of SSU-rRNA from tricistronic rRNA transcript (SSU-rRNA, 5.8S rRNA, LSU-rRNA). Gene Ontology annotation, cellular component: nucleus. The transcript has 5 exons.
AUGAUGGCGGACGCUUGGGAGGAUGCACGAGCUCUCUUCGGGGCCAGCGUCCGCGCUGUACUGGAGGCCUGGCCGGCCUUGCAGAUCGCUGUGGAGAAUGGCUUCGGUGGCGUGCACAGCCAGGAGAAGGCCGAGUGGCUGGGGCGUGCGGUGGUGGAGUACUUUAUUCGCAAUGCCAACUUGGAGCUAGAUGAGGUGGAGGACUUCCUGGGAGAGCUGAUGACCAAUGAGUUUGAUACGGUUGUGGAGGAUGGGAGUCUGCCCCAGGUGAGCCAGCAGCUGCAGACCAUGUUCCACCACUUCCAGAAGGGUGACGGGGCUGCUUUGAGAGAGAUGGCCUUCUACAUCACCCAAAGAAAGUGCAGGGUCACAGCAACUGCACUUAGGACAGCCAGAGAGACUGAUGAGGAUGAAGAUGGUGCAGACAGUGUGGAAGAGAUGGAGGUCACAGCUAUGAAUGAUGGGGCUGCUACAGAUGGGGUCUGCCCCCAGCUUGAACCCUCUGAUCCAGAUUCCCAGACUAUUAAGGAAGAAGAUAUAGUGGAAGAUGGCUGGACCAUUGUCCGGAGAAAAAAAUGAAUGGGGAUGGAAAUGGUUUGGGCCCUCAUUGGCUGGAUGUUUUGAGACUUGUUUAUUAUAAGGACUUUUUUGGAGGGCUGUAGACCUCUGGACUGGUUACCUAUCCCCCAUCCUCUCCCUUGUUCCCCUGUCCAGCUCCCUCCAGGGGAAGAAAAGCCCUAGGGAUCUUUGGUCUUGGGGGUGGUGGGGCCUGAUCUACCAUACCCUCUCAGGCCUCAAGUCACUAUCUGAGUAAUGAGGCCAGGUUUCCCAGCACAGUGCCCCUUGGGUGCAGUCAUUGUGAAGAAGGGGGACUAGUGAGUUUGGAUGUGGCUGGAGAAGGAGCUAAGACACGGACAAUGGGCAGGUGGAUUUGUGAAGAAAGAGGACCAGUGGGAGAACUAGUACUCAGCACCAGGGGGCUGGCUGGGUCAGUGAGAUGAACAUGCACAUGGAAGAGAGAAUAGUUGAAGAUUUGAAUGAAAGUAGCUGUGGUGCCUCUUUACCCCACCAUGCCCACACAGAGUAGCUCUGUACCCCUGCCCAGAACUUGGAAUUUCCCAGGAAUGUUCCCUUCUUUCAGCCCAGCCUCCAGCCUUGGGUUUCCUUGGGAAUUCUGAGACCUGGGCUAGGUGGUGAGCUUGGGAGAGCUGGGCUUUCUUUUCUGUCUCCUCCAUCUUCUUUCCUGUCUAUCCCAUCUGAUUUAAGUCCAGGGAUGAGGCUCAAGACCUUAAUAAGUAAUACCUUAUUGUUUAAUCUGUGGCUUGAGUAGCCUUGGAAUCAGCCUUCUGGGAGCUGAGCUUCAGAGUUUGGCAAGGGAGCGGUUACUGGGCCCACCCUAGCAACUUGGUACUUUGGACAAACAAACAGAUGGACGGAUGGAGCACAGUAGUGCUCAGAAAGCUACUGUAAGCCUGAAAUAACUGUAUUUUUCUUUAAAAAAAAAAACAACAAGAGUGUCCACAUUGUCUUUCCCCCCAUCCCCCUGUCCUGCCCAGUGGCCCUGCCAUGGGUCUGGACGAUAAAAUACUGGGUAGCCUUGGGGCUGGGAAGAAGCUGUAAGCUGUGGGAAACGCAGGAGGGGUCUAGUCACCACCCCACGUGGAGUCAUACUUGUGAAGACACGGGCUGAGGAGGCAGGGGUGGGUUGGGGUCCCAGGGUUAGUUGCAGAGCUGGCAGUUGAAUCCAGUUCUCCUGCCCCCAGUGUUUUGGGGGGAAUCAGGUGGAGGCAGGAUCUGUACGGUGUUGUUGGAAGGGAGGGAAAAUGGCCUAAUUCAGAUGGGUCUAGCAACAGCUCCCACCUUCCCUGGGGACAGGGAUUAAAAAAAAAUUAACAUCACUGUGGGAAUUGCACUGUGGGAAUUUUUUUUUUAAAAGCCCACAUUUUGUGAAAAGAUGAAUAAAAAACCCAAGACCCAGCA